Schistosoma intercalatum is the source of this 3735-nucleotide messenger RNA. The record is from the annotation of a GenBank genome assembly. NCBI's taxonomy places the organism in Eukaryota, Metazoa, Platyhelminthes, Trematoda, Strigeidida, Schistosomatidae.
AUGCAACCGACAUAUUUGGAGCCUUUGGGUUCAGUUAAUUUCUCAAAAUUCAAGACCGAUAUAUCGUUGAGGAAUACAACGCAAAUCGUCUUCAGUUCAUCUUCAGCAACUGUAUGCCUAUACGAUAUACACAAACUUGACUGCUUUCGUGACAGUCCAAAUUGGUCACAUCAAUUUACAUGGAUACCUAUUUUAGAUUUAAAAUAUUUAUUGGAUAAUGUAUCAGACUCUCCUGAUGAUUUGUACAAUUGGCAUAUUAGUAAAGUUAUGUUUGUAAAUACUUCAACUACGGCAAGGCAGUCUUUAGCCGCAGUUCUUGUAAAUAUCAACCAGAAUCGUUCACUUGUCUGUUUUUUUCGUUCAUUGAGUACAGCAAAAUGUAACAUAACUAUUUUAGUAAAUGGGGCACUAACCUCACUGGAGUGGUUGCCUCUUAUCGAUAUAGGAUGUAAGCCAUCGGAAUCGCGCUCAAUGAACUCUACUAUGGAUAUUACGGAUCAAGAUAUUUCCAAAGGAACAAACAAAACUUUAAGCUCCGUUUUAUCAAUUUUUGAUGGUUGUUUCGCCCUCGGUUUUCAGCAAGGACUUGUAGGUUUACUGGAUAUGUGUCUAACACAUACUCGUGAUGAUUUAUUAAAUGAUAUACCUGAGACAUCAAUUGCAGUUGAAAGAUCGCAUUGUUUAAAUUGUUUUUCUUGUAAACAACCAAUAUCUCAAUCAUCUAAUGAUAAUAUAGAACACUCACUAGUAUAUCUUGACGCCUCAGUUCUUCGAUGGAAUGAUUUUACAUAUAAAUCUGUCAGUGGUAAAACAUUAUCUUCAAUCCCAUCUGCUGGUGUCUACGUGUCAGCCUUAAGUUAUAUUCCACAACUUCAAGGUCUUGCUGUCGGCUUCAGUUUUGGUGGUUGGCAAUUAUGGUCAUUGGAUCGACUGAAUAUGGAAUUUUGUUUGCGACAAGCUACUCCAGCUACUCCUGUGGUUAGUUUCAACUUCCUAGAACCUUCGGAUGAUCCACGAUUUUGUUGUUUUAUUUGGGUUGGUUGGCAAUCAAAACAAGAAACUGAAAGUGAUGGUGUGUUUAGAUUUACUGGGAAACAGAAUUCUGCAGGAAACUUCCAAAGUCCAACAGUAAAAUUAUUCCAGUUAUCCUAUAGACGUCGUUAUGAAUUAUUUUCAAAUAAACAUAAAGAAUUCAAUUUCUAUUACCAGGAUUUAAUUGGUAUUGCAGAACGUUUAUCUACAACAUUAUCUGGUGAUAAAAUUGACGAUAAUAAACCUCAAUACACAUCUAGAUUACUUUCUGUUCAAUCACUUCAUGCACCGGGUGAUUUCAUUAUGGAUAAUAAUAAUUAUCAUCAUCCCAAUAAUAAUAAUAAUAAUAAUAAUAAUAAUAAUAAUAAUAAUAAUAAUAGUAAUGCUGUCAUCAGUCAUUCUAUAGGAAUGAUACGUUUGAUUGCUUUUAUAUGGAAGUUUUCCGAAUCUGUUAUUCGUAUUGGUCUGUUUGAUUUGGAUCGAUGGUAUCAUGCACAAAUGCCAACUUAUAUCAGAUCUGAUGACACGUUUGUUUCUAUUUUUGAUGCAUUAAUUCCAAAUCAAAAAGUACACUUAUUGCACACCUAUUUAAUUGAAUCAAGUUUAAUGUCAUUUUGGAGUCGUAUUGUUCAACGUGAAUCAAAUUUAAUUCAAUAUUGUCAAUCUUAUCCUAUAUUAAUAAAUUCAAAUAUAAAUUCUACCAAUAAUCAUCAUCAUUAUAAAAGACCACGUCCAAUUCCUGAAAUAUUUCUACGUCCAUCAUCAUUAUCAUUUCAUUGUCUUAUAUUUUGGACUAAUGAUAUAUCUUAUAGUAAUAAUAAUAUAUUAAACUUUUCUAUGACACAACAACAUCGUCAUCGUACUACUACUACUACUACUACUAAUACUACUCAUCAGUAUUAUGAUUGUAUCUAUCAUCUUAGUCGAAUUAUGUUUGUAUCAUAUCAAGAAGAAUGUCUUAUAGAAUUGAAUCAAUUUAUAAAGAAAUCAUCAUUAAAUUAUAAAAAAUUUAAUAUUAUUCAAUGGUUAUCUAAUGCAUGGAAAUAUGGUCUACUUGAAUCACCAGGUUUAGAUCAAUUUGAUGAUGAUGAAGAAUUUAUGAAUUUAUUAAAUUAUACACAAAAUACUACUUUAAUAAAGAAUAAAUAUACUACUGAUAAUACUACUACUACUAUUAAUGAUUGUGGUAUUCAUUUAACACUUGGUGAUUAUUAUGAUCAAUCAAUUAUUGAUAGUUUAAAUAAAUUAUUAUGUAAUUUAACAACAGAACAAUUCAAUAGUAAUACUAUUGUGGAUGAUGAUCAUGAUCAUAAUGAUGAUGAUGAUUAUAUUUCAUCAAAACGUCAUUGUAAAUAUCGUCGAAUAGAUCAAUCAGUCAAUUCAUCAUUAUAUAGUAAAGGAAUAAAAACACUUAAAAAGAAAUAUCAAUAUUCUUUAGAUCCUUGUUGGGUAUUAUUAGCUAAUUGUCUUUUAGAACAUGGUUGUAUUAAUGUAUUAAAGAAUUUGGAAAAUUUAUCUCCACUUGGACAAGAUUCCCCAAUCAAUAUAAAUUUCAAAUAUAGUUGGAUAUGGCUACGAUUUUGUAGAUUGAAAUCUCGUUUCGACAAAUUGACAAGUGUACUAUUUAUGCCAAAGUCAUCAAAUGAAGUGGAAUCAGUUUUAUCGAAUUCAACAGAUCAUAGUCAUUCAAGAAUACCUGAUCUUUUAGAGUUGGGCUGUACGAUUAAUCAAAUUCAACUAUUAGCAACAUUGGCAAAACAUUGGUUCAUUGGGAAAAAUCACAAUUCUAUUAUGAAUAGUCCUAGACGAUUUCAUUUAUCAACAAAAUUGUCGUUAAUUUCAGGACAACAUCCUAUAGAAUUCAGUAUUAAAACAUAUUUAUCCUAUGCAAAACUUGUAGUGUUUCUAUUUCGUUUAGGUUUAUUACCACAAACAAAUGAAAGAUUCAAUGAUAAUAAAUUCUUUACAGAUUCAUCUUAUCGAAUCAAUAGUACAGUUCUCUUACCGUACAAUUCAUCAAUGCUAACUGAAACAAUUUCUGAAUUACGAUGUACACGGCACCAUCCUGUUGAUUUUGAUAAUAAUGAUAAUAAUGACUGUAACACUAAUCGAUUAACAUCUAUUAGUGACCAUAUUCUUUAUUCUUCACUUCAAGCACCAUCAAAGCAUCUCAAUAAUAGUAAUCAUACAUUUGAUAAUUACUUGACUAAUAGUGAAGUUCAUGAUAUCUGGAAGGAACAAGAACACUUAACAUCAUCAUCAUCAUCAUCAUCAACGUCAUCAUCAGCUACAUUGAAACCAACAAAUUCAUUAGAUAAUAAUGAAUUACCAAAUUGGUUAAAUUAUCCACCGAAUAAUUUACAAUCAUUAUGUGCUUUAUGGCAAUUGCCAUAUAAUCGACAAAUUAAAAAAUCACGAUUAAUUAUACUUGGAUUUAUAUUAUGUGAUUCAGCAGCUGAAACAUUAUUUCAUCAAUCAAAUUAUGAUGAACAUUAUAAUGGUCCUAUAGAUGAAGAUAAUACUGAUAUUAAUAAUAAUAGUAAUAAUAAUGUUAGUAGCAAUGAGAAGACUCAAACUACUCAAAUGAUUAAUAAUAUCAAAUCUACAAAUUCCAGUAGUUUACGUGCAUUACAACUGUGUCGUUAUGUAAUGUCUUUCUUAUCAAACGAUUCCUCGUUUAUUCUCUUAUCCCUACAAUUAUAA